AUCCCUCCUUCUCCUCGUGCCUCCCAGAACCUUCCAGUCUGAAGAUCCUGCACGCGCUGUCAAAAUGAUGGGCCAGCAGGUUUUAGUGCUCAACCAGAACAUGAAGAGGGAGUCGGGCCGUAAGGUCCAGACGGGGAACAUCGGCGCCGCCAAGGCGAUCGCUGAUGUGAUCCGGACUUGCCUCGGCCCGCGGGCCAUGAUGAAGAUGCUGCUCGACCCCAUGGGGGGCAUCGUGAUGACCAACGAUGGAAACGCCAUCCUGAGAGAGAUCCAGGUUCAGCACCCUGCGGCCAAGUCCAUGAUCGAGAUCAGCCGCACUCAGGACGAGGAGGUGGGCGACGGCACCACGUCCGUCAUCAUCCUGGCGGGGGAGAUGCUGUCGGUGGCAGAGCAGUUCCUGGAGCAGCAGAUGCACCCCACGGUGGUGAUCAGCGCCUACAGACAGGCUCUGGACGACAUCCUGGAGGCGCUGAAGGAGAUCAGCACCCCGGUGGACACGUCCGACCGCUCCAUGAUGCUGAAGAUCGUGCACUCUGCCAUCAACACCAAGGCUCUGAGCCGCUGGUCAGAGAUGGCGUGCGGCAUCGCGCUGGACGCCGUGCGCACCGUGGAGCUGGAGGACAACGGGCGCAAAGAGAUCGACAUCAAGAAGUACGCCAAGGUGGAGAAGGUCCCCGGAGGAUUCAUCGAGGACUCGUGCGUGCUGCGCGGCGUCAUGGUGAACAAAGACGUGACUCACCCUCGUAUGAGACGCCUGAUCAAAGAGCCCCGCAUCAUCCUGCUGGACUGCUCUCUGGAGUACAAGAAGGGGGAGAGCCAGACGGACAUAGAGAUCAGUAAGGAGGAGGACUUCGCCCGGAUCCUGCAGAUGGAGGAGGAAUACAUCCAGCACAUCUGUGAGGACAUCAUCCGCCUGAAGCCAGACCUGCUGUUCACCGAGAAGGGCAUCUCAGAUCUGGCUCAGCACUACCUGAUGAAGGCCAACAUCACCGCCAUCCGCCGUGUGAGGAAGACCGACAACAACCGCAUCGCCAGGGCGUGUGGCGCUCGUAUCGCUAACCGCACUGACGAGCUGCGUGAGGAGGACAUCGGUACCGGAGCCGGUCUGUUUGAGGUGAAGAAGAUCGGAGACGAGUACUUCACCUUCGUCACCGAGUGCAAAGAUCCUAAAGCCUGCACCAUCCUGCUGAGAGGGGCCAGCAAGGAGAUCCUGGCGGAGGUGGAGAGGAACCUGCAGGACGCCAUGCAGGUGUGCCGUAACGUUCUGUUAGAACCCGCCCUGCUGCCUGGAGGCGGCGCGGUGGAGAUGGCCGUCUCAAAGCGUCUGAUGGAGCGCUCUCGCUCUCUCACAGGCGUGGAUCAGUGGCCCUACAGAGCCGUGGCCCACGCCCUGGAGGUCAUCCCUAGAACCCUCAUCCAGAACUGUGGAGCCUCCACCAUCCGGGUGCUCACCUCUCUCAGGGCGAAGCACACCCAGCCGGACAGUGUGAACUGGGGCGUGGACGGAGAGACCGGCUGCAUCUCUGAUAUGAUGGAGCUGGGGAUCUGGGAGCCGCUGGCUGUCAAAGCUCAGGUCUACAAGACCGCUGUGGAGACGGCCAUCUUGCUGCUGCGUAUCGAUGACAUCGUCUCCGGUCACAAGAAGAAGGACAAAGACGGUCAGACGGGAGGACAGGGAGCGGAGUAGAUCAUCAUCUGUUACUGAGAGUCUGUGUGUGAAUGUGUAUGUGUGUGUGGGGACCAGAUGACUCACUGAAACUAAAAUAAACCGUCAAUAAAAGUGAAAGUUAGAAACCUGUUUGUGAAGUUUGUUCUGAUUAUUGACAGAUCAACGCUCAUUAACUGUAAGAAAUAAACCCUUUUUCACAUCACACCA
Molecule: messenger RNA, 1876 nt
Organism: Trematomus bernacchii (emerald rockcod)
Lineage: Eukaryota; Metazoa; Chordata; Actinopteri; Perciformes; Nototheniidae
Gene: cct3
Product: chaperonin containing TCP1, subunit 3 (gamma)
Exons: 13
Coding region: 65-1687 (540 amino acids)
Biological process (GO): protein folding
Cellular component (GO): chaperonin-containing T-complex
Molecular function (GO): ATP hydrolysis activity; ATP-dependent protein folding chaperone; ATP binding
Source: RefSeq, a predicted model, not a curated record